Molecule: messenger RNA, 4414 nt
Organism: Cadophora gregata
Lineage: Eukaryota; Fungi; Ascomycota; Leotiomycetes; Helotiales; Ploettnerulaceae
Exons: 2
Coding region: 1216-4041 (941 amino acids)
Molecular function (GO): protein binding
Source: RefSeq, a predicted model, not a curated record
CGAAAGGCACAAAGCUCCAGCUGUCUCCCGGUCUCGUUCCUGCCCAAAUCCAAAUCCAAAUCCAAAUCCAAAUCCACUCAGGCUCUGGGCAGCAUCGAUAUCCACCCUCCGCUACACUGCCGCUGUCCCCCUUCCUCCACUUCCUUGCCCUUCACUGUUGCUCGUCUCGACUUUCUGUGUCUCAGAAUGGCACCGCACCAUGCAGGAUAAGAAGGAGCCAUGGGAACCUCUCACAGCAUCGUGUUAAGGUAUUCACUCUCUCAUGCCAAUGGUCAAUCAUGCCGAGGUUGAUAAUUGUCAGAAAUGCAAUGUGCAUGGCGGCGGCUGCCUCUCUGUAAGGAACCAAUGUACAGUACAGGACAGCACCUAUCAGAUCCUGACUCUGCUCGUGCACUUCUUCCUUUUGCUCGCCCUUUUCCUAAUUGUUUUGACCUCUUAACCUGGAACUGCUCUGCUUCCUUUUGCGGGCUAGGGCGACAGGGCAAGACAAAACACAGCGGCACUUUUUGACAUCCCAUCCUCUCCUCUCCUCCUCUCCUGCCGGAGGGGAUAAGAUAAGCUUAAUGCCCGCAAUAUACCCACGACGGUUGUUGCAGUCGCUGUGAAAGUCAAUAAAUGUCGCCGCCAGAACAACAACCCCAAUCCCAAUAUCCUGUUUUGACAGACUGCUGCGUCAAACUUGGUACCCUACUGUCAGGUAGGAAAGGUGGGUGGGUAGAUUUUCGUCAUCCAUCUCUCUUCGCCCACAACGACUGUCCAAAUCAAGAGCACAGCCUCUUUAGAAUACUCACUCAAAGACAUGUCAUCCCCAACCCCGUUCUUCCUUCUUGAAUCAUACAAACAUUGCCGUUGCUGCGACUGCCGACCUCUCGCCGGCCCCCAAAUUGUCUGAUCUCCUGUGCUACUGUACAUUCGUAGCGCGCUCUGAUUGGCGACAUUGCGAUAGGCGAUAGACGAUACCUUGCCUUGCCUACCCUGCGAGCCUGCCUCGCCUGCCUCGAGAGCAUUUGCCUGACAACAACGAGGUGGGCCUGAUUCAGCACGUCCGCAUCCACCAUAACAUCGAGAUCCACGUCGAGAUCCAGCCUCAGCCUCAUUUCCUGGUUUGUUCUGGAGAUCCAGUGCACCUUGCUUGCACUCUGCUGAAGGCUCAAUCCUCGUGUGGCUUUGGACCUAGAAUUUGGCCAACCUCGGUCACCCUCGUCAUCGUGGAUCAUGGCGGGCAAUAUGACCUCCUAUGAAGGUUCCCCUCAGGACGAGGGCUAUAGUGAAGACCCCUUAACCAUUGGCAAUUCAGCAACUCUGCCUCCAUGGGUAGAGAGCAUGUCAGCGGUAGAAAGGACAGAAUACGUGAUGAAUAUCAUUUCCCAUCUGCCUACGUCCCAAGUCGCGGACAUCGUUAGCAGACUACGACCUCGUCUUUAUAUCAACUUCUUCAAGUAUCUCCCCCCCGAGGUAUGCUUGAAAGUUCUGGGUUUUCUCGACCCGACCUCCCUGAUCAACACCGCUCGGGCUUCGCGAGAAUGGAUGGCUCUGGCUAUGGACAGGAAGCUGUGGGAACAAUUAUACAUCUUGGAAGGCUUCAGGGUGAUCAAGUCGGAGGUGGAGCGCUUCGAGGCUUCGCUAAAUGUAGGCUCGAUGAGUUCGGACAGGUCGGUCUUGUCAAGACCUAGUGGCCAGGCUGAUGAGGAACACGCGAGCAAGAGACGAGCAACACCACAACGAAUCCUACCCAGUCUCCAGACAGAUGUUGAUUCCGAAAUGCCGGACGUGGAUGCAGGACCGAAGCAGGUAUCGAUAUUUGGUGGACAGAUGACAAAAGAGCCACUUUCUACUCGAGGGGAUGUUGAUGUACCAAUGCUCUCCCCUCGAGCAUCUUCUUCAAUGACUUCGCAAUUUCCAACCAAGUCUGCAAAGAGUACGCAGAGUCGAUCCAGCCAUCGCACAUCGACUGGGACUACUGCGCCUAUAUUGACGAACAUAUCUUCUUUAGUGGUGGAGGACCCGUCAGAUAAGAGAAGAAAGUUGAACUGGCAAUAUCUUUAUUCACAGAGGCGACGCUUGGAAGCAAAUUGGGAGAAUGAGAAAUACAUAAACUUCCAAUUACCACACCCAGCACAUCCUGAAGAGGCUCACGAGGAGUGCAUCUACACCAUCCAACACUCCGGGAAAUACCUGGUUAGUGGAAGUCGAGACAAGACUUUACGAAUAUGGGAUCUGGAUACCAGAAGAUUACUUCGGGCACCAUUACGGGCACAUUCAGGCUCAGUAUUGUGUCUUCAAUUCGAUGCGGAUCCAGAAGAAGACUUGAUCGUGUCCGGAAGUAGUGAUGCGACAAUAGUGUUAUGGAAGUUCUCGACAGGACAAGUAAUUCAGCGACUGAGGAAAGCACAUCGAGAAUCAGUUCUCAAUGUCAGAUUCGAUAAGCGAGUACUGGUAACUUGCUCCAAGGACAAGACAAUCAAGAUCUUCAAUCGAAGGGAUCUGAAUGCAGGUGAUUUGGGUUAUCCAGGCUACUCGGGGGUAGUUCAUCCAGUUCCGACAUUUCUCAACAAUUAUGGUUACAAUCCUGCGCCGAGUGCAGGCCUACCAGUAAAACCAGCAUAUUCCAUGAUCGGGUGCUUGGAAGGUCACGGCGCUGCCGUUAAUGCCGUACAGAUUUUCGGAAAUGAAGUUGUCUCUGCUUCUGGAGAUCGUACUGUCAAGGUCUGGAAUUGGCCAGAACAAACGUGUACACGAACUUUGAUUGGGCACACCAAGGGUAUUGCCUGUGUUCAAUACGAUGGACGCCGAAUCGUCAGUGGAAGCAGUGAUAACGAAGUCAAGGUGUUCGAUAAGGAGUCUGGUUUGGAAGUUGCCAGUUUGAGAGCUCACUCGAACCUGGUUCGUACUGUUCAAGCUGGAUUCGGCGACUUACCAUACAGUGCCGAGGAAGACCAAGAGGAUGCGAAAGCUAUCGAUCACGAGUAUUUCAAAGCUGUAGAUUCGGGGGCAAUUCCUCGAACAGUCUAUUUACAACGAGGCCGUCCUCGAAAUGCCGGAUCUCGGAGACCGGAAGACAUAACCGCGUACGGCGCCAAGCUACCACCAGGCGGGGGAGGUGGCCGAUUUGGCCGCAUAGUUUCAGGAUCAUAUGACGAGACUAUAAUCAUCUGGCGAAGAGAUAAAGAGGGUGUUUGGAGAGCCCAGCAUACUCUUCGCCAAGAAGAAGCCGCACAGGCAGCAUCCAGGGCUGCCGCGCCAGAAGCCGUUCAACCUCCUCAAACUACAGUACAAUCAAGUGCCACACCCUCAAUCGAUGUUGAUGCACCAACUCUACCCUUUCCACCUGGUAGCGAUUCUUUCUAUCGUCACUUAAUCGACACAACCGUUCCUCGAGGCCCGAUGGCAUUACAGGCAGCCAUACAUAAUCAUCCCCAACUACUACAAUACGACUACCUUAUGCAAAUUAUUCGCAACCUCCCAGCCGAAUUAGAACCAGUCCAGACCUCCAUCGUCGACGACGCAAGGCAGGCAGCUCAAGCUCAAGCUCACGCUCCAUUACCCACCAUCGCCGGACCCUCAUCACUCUCUCAUCCCAACCCAUCCAUGUCAGCCAUGCACAACAUGGUCCAACAAUGGCACAGUACCCUCCCCUUAACAGCAACCACCACCACCACCAAUACAUCAUCCUCAUCCCCAUCCGGCCCCUCCCACCCAUUACAAGCAACCCAAACCUCCUCCCUAUCAACGCCUCUCCCUCAAACCCAACCAAUCACUCAAUCACAUACUCAACCACCAGCUCCCGCACCUUCAACACAACCCCUACCAACCACUCAACCACUCGCCGCAGCCCUCGCCGCAGCCCCAGCACCCCAUCACCACCACCACGGCGCCGGCCACCACCACGUCCAAGCCAACAUGGCCCGCGUAUUCAAGCUCCAAUUCGACGCCCGUCGCAUCAUAUGCUGUAGUCAAACCAGCACCAUUGUAGGCUGGGACUUUGCCAAUAACGACGCGCAGAUUAUCGAGGCGUCGAGGUUUUUUGCGCCGAUUGAGUAGUAGGGUGGUGGGUAGGUGGGUGGUUGCGGGGGUGGGCGUAUUGUGAUGCAUUGGGAGAAGAACGUAGAGGAGGUGAGAGAUGGAUGAGGGGUAAUGUUUUGUGAGGAAUUUAAUGUACUAGGUGGGUGAGUGGGGUAUAUAGAGGAUUUUGAUGAGGUCUGGGGAGUAUAGAAGGGGAAAUGUAAUGGAAUGGCAUAUAUGGAGUGGGUGGUUGAUCACACGGAUAUGUGAUGUCUUCUUGUGUUCUGUUGUGUUGUGCUAGCAGAGUUGUUGUAUUGUACGAGUUAUUUAUCAAUCAAUCAAUCAAUCAAUCAAUCAAUCAAUCAAUCAAUCAAUCAAUCAAUCAAUCAAAAUUACGAUGUCACGAUUUCCA